GAAACGCGUUGAUAUUAUUUGGCUGCUAUAAAUAUGCACGUGAUAAGCCACUUCGUUGAGCGAUCAUACGUGGCCACGUCGCUUCUGAAAAAGCGAAUAGCUCGGUGGGCCUUCCCUUGUAAAUAUCUUUUUAAAUUACCUGAUGAUUGCAGCUUCGAAUCUUACAGUGACAGAUAAGUGUAUUUUGCGGGCUGUUUGGAAGUGGUAGGCCUUGUGGCCGUGGGCCAUAUGAAAUGAGGGCCGGAUGCAGCCUGCGAGUCGUCGGUUGUCUACCCUUGCCCUGGAGGAACGGGUCAUCGCCACUGCCCAGAGGAGUGACACGAACCCGCACACGGGCUGGACUCCCCCACUGCUGGCACCGUCUCUAAGUUUAGCGCACCCACCCCCUGCACGGUCGUGACGGCACACGGAAUGGGAUGCCCGACGGCUGAUGACCAUGUCCUGGGGUCGCAACCACGACACCAAUGCCAACAUGGUCAGUUACUUGCGAGAGAACUCAUUCGCCUCCUCGGAGCGAGUGAUCGGGGCCAUGCUGGCCACCGACCGCGGACUCUACACCCUCAUGAACCCAUACGAAGACCUGCCCCAGCCAAUAGGCUAUUACGCGACAAUAAGUGCACCCCGCAUGCACGCGUUUGCACUGGAGUUGCUGCAGGAUAGGCUGCAGGAGGGAGCCUCGGCGCUGGACGUGGGCUCUGGGAGCGGCUACCUCACUGCCUGCUUGGCCAGGAUGGUCGGGCUGAGGGGCCGUGUCAUCGGGGUGGAGCACAUCUCUGGGCUGGUGGACGACUCUUUGGAAAAUAUCACCCGGGACGACCCCUCGCUCAUCUCCUUGGGCCGAGUGUCCAUCAAGCUUGGGGACGGGCGGCUCGGCUACCUGGAGGGGGCACCGUACGAUGCCAUCCACGUGGGUGCAGCAGCAGCCAUCGUGCCACCCGCGCUCCUGGACCAGCUGAAGCCGGGGGGGCGCCUGGUGCUGCCCGUGGGGACAGCGGGCGGCGACCAGAUGCUGGAGCAGCACGACAAGUUGGAGGACGGCACCAUCAGGAGCAAGCCGCUCAUGUCCGUCAUGUAUGUGCCGCUCACCGACCGCGACAAGCAGUGGCCGUGAACACCCAUCGGGGGUCGUCGACAUGGGCCGGAGGUUGUAGGUCAUUGUGAGCGGCGCUUCGAUGGUGAAACUAAAUCAAGGGACUGCAUUGGCGGUGAAGACGCCAAGUAAAGAACCCCGCCAUGUUUGUCAUUGACACUGCUUACGAAUGUGGAGUUUUAUUUUAUUCAUAUGGUUUGGGCAAUGAAUGUAGCCAUGAGCGUGGAUUUUUUUGGUAAAUUGUGUCACAGUAUUUUCAGAGUAUGCAUUGAUGUUGUGCAGAGUGAAAGCCGCCACCAGGGAUGAAUUUUCUGUCUUUUGACAGUUUGCAACGAGCCAGUAACCACGGCCGUUUGCAAGCUCAACAGUUUAUUGUAAUUAAAUACCCAGAAAUUACAACGAUCAAUACUUACUAUAAAACCUGCCUCAAAACCUAUUAAAAGUAACAUAAAACAAGCUCAAUAACUAAACUCGAUGCCCUCGAGUUGCAUCACAUCGCGAACGCCCCUCUCUUCACACAGAACCGGGUGCCAAAAACCGAAGCUCAUCACACCCCGCACGUUGGCGUGGGUCGUUAAACCUGGCUCCGUUACCGAGCAGUCCUAGAGAACCUCGGCAUUCGCGGUUCACGCAUGCCUCUUCUUAACGAGCACCAAAGCGUGCGCUCGCAUGGAAGCUGCGCGUUGAGACUUGCGCGGCCCCGAGGUCGCUGGCAAAAUGUACGGUAAGCAUCGAUGGUUCCAGGGCAUCUCAUCGCGCAAUUCAAAGCUACGAGCGUAAAGAUUCACUUGCAGAUUUGAUGAAUAGCCGCAAUAAAAAAAAUCUAAACUUUUUUUUUUACAUUGUAGUCAAUGUAGCGGCCCUGUAGUGGCUUCAGAGGUCACGUUAACAUGUUACACAUACAAAAUAUACUUAUCGAAAAACAUCCGUUCUCGCGCACGCACGGUUUGAUGCACGUACCGAGAGUUCAAAGACGCAUGUCGGUGGAUCAAUGAAUGCAUCGUUAAAGCCCCCUUGAAAACAAUGACUGAACCAACCUGCUCAGGUGCAAAUCGUUUCCUGUGUCUGAGCGCGAGUGCUGGUGCAAUGGGGACCAGCAAAUACAAAAGGUUCCAACAUCGAGCCAAACGCAUGGAAGAGGAAGGGUGAAUCACAAUACUAUUUUAACAUUUUGAACACAUAUACAGUAUUACAUAUUUACAAACACGUCCCUCGUCACUGCCCACAACACCAGAUGCGAACGAGAGCGGUCGGUGUCACCACCACAUUGCCCUCUCUCUUCGCUGUCGAAGUAAUGUCACCACUUAACUUGCCAAUUGCACACGUCGCAUCAUAAAAAAUAAAACCUUGUUCAUCUUGUCUGUAGACAUCUAGCCAUGUUGCGCCAAAUUUACCAAUUACCGGUCUAGCAUACUGGAUCUUAUGUGUGCGGUGGUGGCCGUGUCGACUCUUGGCACAAACCCGACCGUUCAUAUCGACCCCUAAACUCAAAGCCAAUGCAAUGAAAAAUGAAAAUAUUUAAUCAACAAUCCAAUGGCCAUUGUGGAGUGAGGCCAGCGAUGUGUAAUGUGCCAAGUUCGCAUGCAGUGGUGAGAGACGGAUGCCCCAUGAGGAACUCAAUGCUGUUGGUGCAGAUCUGAGCCCAGGCCUGCUGCAAAAACCAGGCACGUAACGAUUCACUUUCCUGGCGAAUCGGUCUUCACGAUUUGAUAAUUGAUAUUGUUAUUGCCUCGUUUGUAGUUUCUCGUUUCUAUCACCCAACUCAUCUGUCCUGCCGAAUUGUGUCACGUUCAUUCCAUUGGUCCAAACCGAAAAUCACCAAAAAUGUUAUUGUGGUCUAAAUGUAUAUCAGCAUAAAGUUCCUGUUAAUUGUAAAUAUAUUCUGUGAAGCGCAAUGCAGUGCCUCGUGAGUGUAUAAUUCGCGUUUAACCGACUCAUCAGUGAAUAACUGCGUGCCUAAUACGAACCCAUGGGUACAGGACGGUCCACUUAUGGCUCCAUAGCCAAGCCAAGCCCCGGCCAGGAAGAAUGUACUCUACAGCGUGCAUGGCUUCGGCAACAGACAGUUGUCGGUGGUUAUAACGACGAUUCUUUAAACGAAAAAUAAUUGUAAAAAUUCUGCUAAACUAAUAUCGGUACAAAAGAAAGGCUUUUUUUAAUACAAAACACAAACACACGCUGCAAAAGUUACGGCUUUUUCCAAAACUGCAUUUAUGGUGAAAGAGGAAGCGAGAAAUGCGUGACCGUACCGUUGCAUUCUCACAACCUGUGCCCAAGCGAUCUCCUCACGGGUUCCUGAUGGCAGAAUCACGCCGUCUCUUUCGACGAAUCCCUGAACGCGGGGAUGCUAAAUAAUAAGAGGUUUGCACUUGUUGUUUCCUGCGGCAGUCCUGAGACACAGCUGUAGCCUGGACCACCUUGCGCGGAGUGCCUUCCUGAUGAUGCUUUGGGAAAACUGGCUUCAAAUGAUUCUUCAAUGAUAAGUCCAAAAAGGUUUAAUUACAGAAACAAACGCAAAAAAAA
This is a messenger RNA of Petromyzon marinus (sea lamprey), 3613 nucleotides long. Its product is annotated as protein-L-isoaspartate(D-aspartate) O-methyltransferase-like. The record is from RefSeq and is a predicted model, not a curated record. Gene Ontology annotation, molecular function: protein-L-isoaspartate (D-aspartate) O-methyltransferase activity. Gene Ontology annotation, biological process: protein modification process. Lineage: Eukaryota; Metazoa; Chordata; Hyperoartia; Petromyzontiformes; Petromyzontidae. Gene Ontology annotation, cellular component: cytoplasm.